This is a messenger RNA of Tachysurus vachellii, 2206 nucleotides long. RefSeq names its product potassium inwardly rectifying channel subfamily J member 11 (gene kcnj11). The coding region runs from base 297 to 1445 and encodes 382 amino acids. Lineage: Eukaryota; Metazoa; Chordata; Actinopteri; Siluriformes; Bagridae. Gene Ontology annotation, biological process: potassium ion import across plasma membrane; regulation of monoatomic ion transmembrane transport. Gene Ontology annotation, cellular component: plasma membrane. The transcript has a single exon. The record is from RefSeq and is a predicted model, not a curated record. Gene Ontology annotation, molecular function: ATP-activated inward rectifier potassium channel activity.
UGAAGGUCUGCGUUGAAACGACGCCUGACUGGUUAACGAGCCCGGUGUGCGCUCCUACUUUCGCUGAGCAGAAAGAAGCUCGAGUGUAUGGACAAGUGUGUUUUCGGAUCCGCUUUAAGUUGGUUGGAUAGGACAGAAAUAUCACAGUGUUUUUAAAAGACAACUUUUGAACAGGGACUGGACUGUAAACACUGAUUCCAAACUGGCAACCCAAUCUCCUGGAGCCCAGUGAACGCUGCGCCGUGUGUAUUUGGCAAUCAACGAGAGAAGUGUGGAGGCAGUAGUAUGGGAUAGCAAUGUUGUCCAGGGAAGGUAUAAUUCCUGACGACUAUGUCCUGACCCGGUUGGCGGAGGACGUGCUACAACCCCGAUUCAAGUCGAAACAAAGGAAGUCGCGCUUUGUUUCCAAGAACGGCGCGUGUAACGUUGCGCACACGAACAUCCGUGAACAGGGCCGCUUUCUGCAGGACGUGUUCACCACCCUGGUAGACCUAAAAUGGCUUUAUACGCUGAUUAUCUUUACCAUGUCUUUUCUGUGCAGUUGGUUCCUGUUUGGCAUGAUCUGGUGGCUCAUUGCUUUCGCGCACGGCGACCUGGACACGAAUGCGGACGGAUUUGUGCCAUGCGUCACCGACAUACACUCGUUUUCCUCAGCUUUUUUGUUCUCCAUCGAAGUACAGGUGACAAUAGGUUUCGGAGGGCGCAUGAUUACGGAGGAGUGCGUGUCCGCUGUUAUAAUUCUGAUCAUACAGAACAUUGUGGGUCUGUUGAUUAACGCGAUCAUGCUGGGUUGCAUCUUUAUGAAAACAGCGCAAGCGCGCCGCCGCGCUGAGACUCUGAUCUUCAGCAAACAUGCGGUGAUCUCACUGAGGAACGGCAAGAUGUGCUUCAUGGUGCGCAUCGGCGACCUGCGCAAAAGCAUGAUCAUCAGUGCCACAGUACGCAUGCAGUUGGUGCGUCGCAGCACCACGGAAGAGGGUGAAGUGCUUCCCUUGGAGCAGAUCGACAUCCAGACAGACAACCCGGUGGGCGGCAGCAGCAUCUUCCUCGUGUCACCGCUCAUCAUCAGCCACGUGAUUGACAAGAGCAGCCCUAUGUAUGAGCUGUCAGCUGACGCCUUGCAACGCGAAAACAUUGAGGUUGUGGUGGUGUUGGAGGGCGUGGUGGAGACCACCGGCAUCACCACACAGGCGCGCACAUCCUACGUGUCAGAGGAGAUCCUGUGGGGCCAGCGAUUUGUGCCCACCGUGUCCGAGGACGACGGCAUAUACGCCGUGGAUUACUCCAAGUUCGGCAACACGGUGAGGGUUCCCACGCCGACCUGCAGUGCCCGGAAGCUGGACGAAGAUGAGGGCGUGGUUUGGUUUAAAUCACGAGACCUCACUUCCGCCAGAGCUUCCAUGCGUAGGCGAGUAAAGCGACAAGCGACCCAUCACGAUGAGUGAACCGAAUUCUCACUGGGGAAAAAAAUCAUAUCUAGAUAUAGAUAUACACACGUGCAGUUCAUUUUUCUUAUCCUAGAUUAAAUCUCCAUAAGACUGAUUUUCUAUUUUCGUUAACAUGGGGAUUUGUAUUGGCUGUUUAUUCUAUACAAAUGAUGCAGAAAUGGAGUUAUGCAAUAACUUAGCCUGUGCAAAAGCAUCACUACAUUAUGUGAAGAUUAAUUAUCAUAUGCAUGCACGUUUACACGGUAUUUUUACUCAGGGGAUUUAAUGUUCACAUACUAGUUUGCUACAGAUAAAUGCAUCCCACACGCCUUGACAUGCAAAUAAACUGGACUGUUUUCAUGUCCUCUAGUGCUUCUAAUCUAUAUAAAAUACAUUCUGAUAUACCCAAUUAAUAUCUAUUUUAAUAUAAAUUGUAAGCAUCUGGAGCAAGUAAAAAACAAACAUGUCUGUCUGCGUCCAGAUUUUGUAAGGGAACUUAAAAUUUUUAAAACUGCAAACCAAAUCCUUUUAUUAAACCUGCACUACAGUGUAACAAACAUCUGAUGAUUAAAGAAUUAUACAUUUCAUACUAGCUUAAUGCUCAUUUACAGUCUGUUUUUAAAAACCUUCGUUCAAUUAUUUUGUAUAAUUGAAUAUUUGUGUGUGUUUUAGUCUUUUGCUCAGAAACACAUUUAUACAUUAUACUCAAUUCCUGAAUUUCACAAGAGAUUUUUUUUUAAUUACUGCAGUGGUACGAUAAAUAGGAUUAUAAAUAAAUA